AUGGCCAAUCCUAAUUUCAAAAAAAUGAUUAAAAAAAGAAUUCCUAUUUUAAAAUGGCUACCGCAGUAUAAAAUGAAGGAUGCAUUGGGUGAUCUGGUUGCAGGUCUCACCGUAGGAUUAACCUUGAUACCUCAGGCCAUAGCUUAUGCAGGUUUAGCGGGUUUGGAGCCGCAAUACGGACUUUAUAGUGCGUUCGCUGGAAGUUUCGUCUAUAUCUUUUUCGGCACGUGUCGAGAAGUUAAUGUCGGUCCUACAGCAAUCAUAUCUUUACUGACUUGGACAUACGCGAGUGGAAUUCCCGAGUAUGCGGCCUUGCUUUGCUUUCUGUCCGGAUGUACCACGAUAUUACUUGGCAUUCUACGCUUAGGAUUUUUAAUCGAGUUCAUAUCGAUACCGGUGGUGUCUGGGUUUACAUCAGCUGCGAGCGUCAUCAUCGCUUGCAGUCAAAUAAAAAAUUUGCUAGGCUUGAAUAUUCACGGCGAAAGGUUCGUCGAAAUUUUGGUGGAGUUCAUAAAUAACGUUGCUGACACGAAAAUACCAGAUUUGAUUUUAUCAUGCUGUUGUAUCCUAAUUUUACUGGUUCUGAAGUAUUUGAAAGAUAAAAAAGUUGCUAGUACUACGUUAAAAAAAAUCCUCUGGACGAUUGGUACAGCUAGGAAUGCCCUCGUGGUGAUCCUUUGCGCAGUUACGUCUUAUAUUUUUGAAAUGAACGGCGGAGCACCGUAUAUCCUUACGGGUCACAUCGACGCCGGUCUCCCAAUUGUCGAACCACCUUCGUUUUCGAGAACAAUUGGCAAUCAAACUGAGAGUUUCAUCGAUAUAACGAAGAAUUUAAAGUUUGGCAUCUUGAUUGUGCCACUCAUCUCUAUUAUUGGAAACGUCGCCAUCGCAAAGGCUUUUUCACAAGGUAAGUCUUUAGACGCCACGCAGGAAAUGCUGACUCUCGGACUAUGUAACGUGGUUGGUUCGUUCUUUCAGUCGAUGCCUGUUACAGGAUCUUUCUCGAGAAGUGCAGUGAAUAACGCUUCUGGUGUUAAGACACCUUUAGGUGGCUUCUACACAGGUCUUCUAGUCAUACUUGCGCUAAGUUUCUUGAUACCAUAUUUUUAUUACAUCCCGAGGGCAACACUGAGCGCUGUUAUAAUUAGCGCGGUGAUAUUUAUGGUAGAAAUUGAUAUAAUACUUCCAAUUUGGAAGUGUAAUAAACGUGAUUUAAUACCGGCAUUUAUUACGUUCCUUGCUUGUUUAUUUGUCGGAAUCGAGAUGGGAAUUUUAAUAGGUACGAUAUUCGAUCUGGCUAUAUUGAUAUAUCUCAAUGCACGCCCAACGAUAAAUAUUGAACAUAGAAACAUCUCAACAACAGACUACCUCUUAGUUCGCCCUACCACUGGAAUUUUAUUCCCUGCUGUAGAUCAUUUGAGAAUGUAUCUAACGAAGAAUUCCGGUAUGAAUGUCGUAUUAGAUUGUGAACACAUCGACAAAAUAGACUUUACCGCUGCACAGAGUAUUAAUAUGACGAUAAAUGACUUCAGAAAAAACAACUGCCAAUUAAUAAUACUACGACCCAAUCCUGGCAUUUUAAUGAGAAUACAAUCGUUAUCUGACAAACAAAUCUUGACAGCGAGAAACGAAAUCGAUUUAAUUGCAAUUUUAGGAAAACCCAAAGGCGUGACACUGAAUGAUAUGGUCAUUUCUGAAACGGAUGAACGGGCCUCUACAUGGCUGUGA
Cyphomyrmex costatus is the source of this 1728-nucleotide messenger RNA. RefSeq names its product sodium-independent sulfate anion transporter. The record is from RefSeq and is a predicted model, not a curated record. Lineage: Eukaryota; Metazoa; Arthropoda; Insecta; Hymenoptera; Formicidae. The transcript is spliced from 9 exons. The coding region runs from base 1 to 1728 and encodes 575 amino acids. Gene Ontology annotation, cellular component: membrane. Gene Ontology annotation, biological process: transmembrane transport.